Molecule: messenger RNA, 2137 nt
Organism: Didymella exigua CBS 183.55
Lineage: Eukaryota; Fungi; Ascomycota; Dothideomycetes; Pleosporales; Didymellaceae
Product: YccV-like-domain-containing protein
Exons: 2
Coding region: 149-1948 (599 amino acids)
Molecular function (GO): DNA binding; protein binding
Source: RefSeq, a predicted model, not a curated record
GGCGAUUGCUAAGCGCGAUGCGUUCAUCUCCCAAAUGCCGUCGCUGACGACAUUGUUGCCCCGGGCGCAUUGUCGCCGCCGAGCAUAAUACACUUGAAGGCUGUCGCAUACAGCCGUUGAGCCAUUACCGCGCCCGCGUCUUUCGACCAUGGUCAGUCCAGCCUUUACAGAUCUGCCGACGGAGAUUCUCGAAGCCAUCUUCUUACACCUCGAUGCGCCCUCGCUCAUCGCCGUCUCGCAAGCCAAUAGGCCGAUAAAGCAGCUCACAGCCGAUUCGCCCCUGAUAUGGCGCGAGCUCUGCCGCACGAGCUUCAGCACAUGGGAUUCACGCCACGACAUCGCCGCCAAAUUCGCCGGCCCUCUGUCGGACGUCAACUGGCGCGCCCUCUUCACGCAGAAGAGGCGCAUUGAGCACGAGACACGACGGCUGCUAGACCACAUCAUAGCAACGCAGCACGAACGCAUACGAUGCAUCAACGACAUUGCCGAGUUUGGGUACGAUGCGAAAGAAACGCUGCUGCGCGAGCGCGCAUGUCCUGACGACGCCGAGGACGUACUGGCGCGUCGAUACUAUGCCAAUGCUACAUUGGAGCGCAUACAUCGAGAGAUAGCGAUCAACGUUUGGAAGGAUCUGCAUGAGGGCAAGCCAGUGCCCAUGGACAGGGCGCUGGGCGCAUACGACAUAUUUUCGCGAAGUGGCGAGGACGUUGACUUUGAUCUUAUGACGGACGACCUGGACCGUCUUGUAGCUGGGUUGCACGGCGAACAUCCUGAGUUCAAACGUCUCAGUACGCGGGCAAGAGCAUCGACGCUUGCCACCUAUCUGCGCAAUCAAGGCUUCAAGGGCACACCGGACGCUUCAUAUCGCGCAUUGCGGAACUCUUUCUUCGGACUUGUCCUGCGGUCGCCUCGACACCAGUCGCUCCCUCUCAUAUCUGUAGCUAUAUUCUGUGCCCUCGCACAGAGAGUCGGUCUUGAUGCUCGCCCGUGCGGCUUCCUCUUCCACGUCUACUGCCUUGUCUACGCGCCCAAACAGCAGACGUUGGAUGGCGAAUACACUCCUAGUACCACUGGCCCGCUUGAAUCCAUGUAUCUCGAUCCAUUCCGCUCCUCCGACGAAGUACGCCAAGGUGAUCUUCUACGCGUGCUCCGUAACGCGGGAAUACCCUCCACAGAAUAUCAGACCUUCCUAUCGGACACAACAACGCGCGAAAUGGUAUUGCGCACAGCACGCAACAUCAUGAACUCUGUGCAAACCAUUCGGCAAGCCCAAGUUGGGCCCCACGGCAUUAGCACAGCUUGGCUAGAUGAGUAUCCAGACAUGGAUAAUGCCUUCUACAGCACCAUCUGGGCAAUGCUUAUGCUCGGUCCCAGCGACGGAGGCACCCCCGGCUCCACCCAGCAAGUGUCUUCACGGCGGCGGCAGUAUUUGCCCUACUUACUCGAGCACUUCCAGACCCACUUCUCGUGGGACGUGGCGCUGCUUGAACAGUACAUUAUACCAAUGUUUUACACACAGCCUGAGGGUCAACGACUGCUACAGUUUGUGCAGAGCAUGCAUCACAUCGACACAAUAAGGCGGCCGCUGAUACGAAGGACUGCGAGGGCGCGAGCAGUUUGGCACAGGGUCGGAACAGUAUUCAGGCACAGAAGGUAUGCCUACGAAGGCGUCAUCACAGGAUGGGAUACAAGCUGUGAUGCAGGUGAGGAGUGGAUACAGAACAUGGGUGUCGAUCGCUUGCCUGGAGGCAGGGAGCAGGCUUUCUAUCACGUGCUUGUUCACGACAAGUCUGUGCGUUACGUGGCUGCCGAGAAUAUUGAGCCUGUUGGGCGAGACACAUUACCUUCUGCCGCUAUCAUGAAGCUGGCUGGCCGCCACUUCAAGCGGUGGGAUGCUGCCAGUCAUACCUUCGUCAGUAACUUGAGGGACGAGUAUCCCGACGAUUGAAUUCAAUGCCCUUCGAAGCCGACACACAGAGCGCUUACAUAACCUUUUUCACAAGUUUGUUUUUUGCCUUGCAGGAUUGCAGCAUUAAAGGGACUUUAACGACAACGCAAUAUCUAGGUAACUGACUAUUAAAACUUGAAUUAGAAGCAUUUCAUAUGGCUAAUGAAAUCCACCAUCACCCUGGCCAAC